Molecule: messenger RNA, 246 nt
Organism: Morchella importuna
Lineage: Eukaryota; Fungi; Ascomycota; Pezizomycetes; Pezizales; Morchellaceae
Exons: 3
Coding region: 1-246 (81 amino acids)
Source: RefSeq, a predicted model, not a curated record
AUGUAUGGAUGGAUGGAUGUAGUCAAGGUGCCUUUCAGCAUCGUGUUCAUGAAGAUCCCAGAAGAGGAACCACUUCGUCUGGAACGACCCGAAAGCAAGACCCCACCACUCAUCACAUCAGCAAGCACUUUUAUUUUUUCCUUGAUGUGCCAGAGCGUACUAGCGCUGCGGGAGAGCAAUUCUAUACGGCAGCAUUGCAAGUAUGGAUGCCAUGGCCGCAAAAGCCCAACCAGUCUCACCAUGUGA